AUGCCUAGGUCCCCACUAGAGGGAUUCUUCAAGGGCGUCAAGCUGGCCUAUGAGAGUGGUAAAGAUGCCUACAAGAAGCCCUUUCACGACCUCAUCACCAAGAAGCAUUGUUGGAUUCUCUUCGAACCGGAAUUCCUCAACUUGUCGGAGGGUGUUCCAAAGUUCUUGCGUUGGCAGCUGGAACAGGUUCAGACGAAGGUGGAUGACAAGGACUACCACCCGGAUCCCCCCCUCAAGUGCCAGAAAUGCAAACAGACACUAUUCAUAGCUCCUACCCCUCACGCACGGGGAGGCUACGGCGGCAAUCAAUUCUACUUCGAGCAUGUCGAGGAGGACAAUAAUGCCCAGCUUAUCGGUACAUGCAAUUCGUGCAUCAACUCAGCUCCUUCCGGAUGA
Molecule: messenger RNA, 396 nt
Organism: Anthostomella pinea
Lineage: Eukaryota; Fungi; Ascomycota; Sordariomycetes; Xylariales; Xylariaceae
Source: the annotation of a GenBank genome assembly